UCCCUGAGGCUGAAUGAGGAGAAAAGGGCAGUACAUGGGUGGAGAGCCAGCUACAGCACUGAUCUGCAAUCACUACUUCCUUGUAUAACUCUUUCAGACACAAAUAAGAAAGCAGCACAGUAUGUAUGGACAAACUGUAUCUGGCAGGGCCGGAAAUCGGAGCAGAAUUCAGAACAAUUACCAGUCUCCAAGAAACGACAAAGAUGGGGAACAGCAGAACCUAGACCCUGAACAGGGUGAUGUAAAAGUACAGCCAGCUCCACCAGCUCCUCAAGAAUCCCAAACCUCAAGUCCCUGCCGAAUUAUUCAACCAGAUCCAUCAAAGAGAGAAAGACUUCUAAGAUUGGCAAGAAAAGAAGAAGAGGAAUAUGAGCGCUUCAAGGAAUCUAAAAGGCCUGGACCUAUACAUCUGCCCCCUACGAUACUGGGUGGGCAAACGCCAGAACCAGAAGUACGACGGCAGCAACAACGGAUACAAGCUCAGUCCAAGUAUCAAAAAAUGUUCAAGAGAGAUGAAUACAAAAGAAAGCAAAAGGAGGAGGAAGAGGCCCAGAUACAAGAGAUGAAAGACAUUCAGAGAAGAAAGGCUGAAAAGCUAGAGAAUAAAAGGCAACAAGAGGAUUUGGAGAGAAGACAAAGGUGGCAUGAAGACAGAUACAAGAGAAACAAUCACUUUUUGGAUCGAUUUCAACCUACAAACAAUACAAAUGACAGACGUUUCGGACAACUGAAUGAAUGGGCUACUAAUCAAGAACAAGAUGAGGACUGGAAGUCAGAACAAGCGCUGAAACGUUCUCAUAAAAUGGGAAAGAUCGAGGACCAGGCUGUUAAACAAGAGCGGACAAUGCAGAAGAUGAGAGAAAUGGAGAGUGAGGAUGAAUGGGAGCCAAACGGAGCUGUUAAUCAGGAACAAGAUGAGGACGACUUGAUGUUACAGCAAGCACUUAAAGAUUCACUCUUAACGCACAAAAUUGAGGAACAAAAUAGAUUACAGGAAAUUAAAAUGCCUCAACACAAGCAGUAUACACAAGAUCCAGAAAAGAAUCUCAGGAACAUGGAGAAAAAAAACAACAACUUAUCUUUCACGGAAAAUAUUAGUUAUAAGUCAAAGCAUCAGACUUACAGACAACAGCAAAAGGAAGAAGAGGAAAGAAAACUGAAAGAGAUGAAAGCAGAGCAGCUCAAAAAGGCUGAAGCACUCAAGCAGCAUCAAGAGCAAAGUACACUUUCUCAAGAAGAGGAACGCAGGAGAGUGAACAAUGCUUUCCUGGAUAGACUUCAAAGGCAAAACACUAGCCAAAAUGAAUAUUCUGGAGAGUCAAACACAUGGGCUUAGAGUUCACUCAAGAAGUGAUGUCCACCUACAGCCAUGCAAAGUUGAUUUCUAUAAGAAAUUCUAAAAGGAUUCACAGAAAAGAAAACGAUCAGUACUUUCAGCUUUCAGCUUACUAUAAUUAGGAACGAUGGGUUGUGUGAGCAAUUGUGUCAGUCAUCUUGUACUGUAUAUUCAUGUUUAAAUCACUCAUGAGAGUAACUAUAGCCAGAUAAGCCAUAGCACUUGCUAUGGGGCCCAGAGGAUGGGGGGCUCUACCAGGUCCAAGAACAGUGUACCCUUUUGUGGUUAGUAACAAUACAGUGCAUUUUGCUAUAAUGUGGUUUUUAUGAUACAUGGUGCUAUUACUGUAGGCUACUUACAGUAUGCUUAUUUAAAUUUUCUUAUACUAUGUGGUGGAGAUCCUAUCCUAUUUUGCUCUGGGGCUCUAUGAAUUUUAGUUACGCCCCUGAAAUCACUCUCAGUAGUAUCUAGUCAUUGGUCUGUAAAGUUUAAUUUCUCCAAAUGUUGUGAAGUGUACAUGUAUAGAAAAGAGCCAUAAUACCCCGGUACAUAAUGCUUAUAAUAAAUCUGAGAAACUAUACUAAUAAUAUACACUACCACUUGCUUUAACAUUAAUAACAGGCAAACAGGUUUAAUCUGUAUUGUGCCUGUGCUGCUUCUUCACAGAACUGUUUAAUGGUACUACCUAAAGGCUCAUGCACACGGCCGUUGCGGGUCCACAAUACACGGGUCACCGGCCGUGUGCACCCCGCAUCACAGAUGCGGAAGCAUUCACUUGAA
Messenger RNA from Bufo bufo (common toad), 2116 nucleotides. It is a transcript of the gene EPSTI1, whose product is annotated as epithelial stromal interaction 1. Lineage: Eukaryota; Metazoa; Chordata; Amphibia; Anura; Bufonidae. The record is from RefSeq and is a predicted model, not a curated record. The coding region runs from base 122 to 1336 and encodes 404 amino acids. The transcript has 16 exons.